GAUUUCACAAGUAAGCACUUUGUAUUUUUCAGGGUCUAGACUUUGUGGCGAUCAGCCCCCAUGGCUCCAAUACCCAGUAAGGCCCGGGUGUAUGCGGAGGUCAAUCCAUCGAAGCCGCGAGAAUAUUGGGAUUACGAGUCACAUGUGAUCGAAUGGGGCAACAUUGAUGAUUAUCAACUGGUUCGGAAACUUGGUCGUGGAAAAUAUUCGGAGGUUUUCGAAGGAGUGAAGCUCACUACCGACGAGAAAGUGGUAGUUAAAAUAUUAAAACCUGUAAAAAAGAAGAAGAUAAAGCGAGAAAUCAAAAUCUUGGAAAACUUGCGUGGCGGUACUAAUGUUAUCACAUUGCUAGAUGUCGUCAAGGAUCCAAUUUCUCGCACUCCUGCUUUGAUUUUCGAGUACGUGAACAAUUCGGAUUUCAAGCAGCUGUAUGGAACACUUAGCGAUUUUGAUAUUCGAUUUUAUUUAUAUGAACUUUUGAAGGCUCUGGACUAUUGCCAUUCCCAAGGGAUCAUGCACAGAGAUGUAAAGCCUCACAAUGUUAUGAUCGAUCAUGAGAAAAAGCAGCUGCGCUUGAUUGACUGGGGUUUGGCUGAAUUCUACCAUCCAAAACAAGAUUACAACGUGCGAGUUGCUUCACGGUACUUCAAGGGCCCAGAACUCUUGGUCGAUUAUCAAUGCUAUGAUUACUCCCUUGAUAUGUGGAGUCUUGGUUGUAUGCUCGCUAGCAUGAUCUUCCGCAAGGAACCAUUCUUUCAUGGUCACGAUAACUAUGACCAGCUUGUACGCAUCGCAAAAGUUUUGGGAACAGAAGAACUGCAUGAAUACAUUGACAAAUAUCACAUUGAACUUGAUCCAAGAUUCAAUGACAUUCUUGGACGUCACUCACGGAAACGUUGGGAAAGAUUUAUACAUGCUGAAAAUCAGCAUCUUGUAACACCGGAAGCUAUCGAUUUCUUAGACAAAUUGCUACGCUACGAUCAUCAGGAGCGUCUAACUGCACGUGAGGCUAUGUCACAUCCCUACUUCUACCCUGUAGUCGAAGCAGCUCGUCAGGGUGGCGAUGCGCUACGUGCAUCUCAAGAAAGUUGGGUGUAUUUUGCGUUCAGUAAACAUCCAAUGAAUCUUGUGUACUCCCGUGAACAGAUUGGAAUUAUAACUUUGUGA
This is a messenger RNA of Cylicocyclus nassatus, 1167 nucleotides long. The record is from the annotation of a GenBank genome assembly. NCBI's taxonomy places the organism in Eukaryota, Metazoa, Nematoda, Chromadorea, Rhabditida, Strongylidae.